Humulus lupulus (European hop) is the source of this 1804-nucleotide messenger RNA. RefSeq names its product myb-related protein 2-like. The transcript is spliced from 6 exons. The record is from RefSeq and is a predicted model, not a curated record. NCBI's taxonomy places the organism in Eukaryota, Viridiplantae, Streptophyta, Magnoliopsida, Rosales, Cannabaceae. Gene Ontology annotation, molecular function: DNA binding; DNA-binding transcription factor activity. Bases 126 to 1550 code for a protein of 474 amino acids.
CUCGUGUUUGCCUUGUAUAACAGCAAGUGUAGUCUAAGUGAAAAUAUACAUAUUUUUUUAGGGUUUCUAGAGAAACAACAACUAUAUAUAUAUAUAUAUAGAGAGAGAGAGAGAGAGAGAGAGAUAUGAGUAGCAUGUAUCAUCACCAUCAUCCUCAUCAUCUUUCAGGGAAGAACAUUAAUAUGCAUGUUUCUACUUCAAGGAUGAGUACCAUUCCUCCGGAAAGGCAUUUGUUUCUUCAAGGAGGAGCUGGGAACGGCGGUGCCGCCGCCGCCUCCGGCGGCGGCCAUGGAGACGCUGGAUUAGUCCUCUCUACCGACGCCAAACCCCGCCUCAAGUGGACUCCGGAUCUCCAUGAGCGGUUUGUAGAAGCUGUCAAUCAACUUGGUGGAGCAGACAAGGCUACUCCCAAAACUGUAAUGAAACUCAUGGGGAUUCCAGGACUCACCUUGUACCACCUCAAGAGCCAUCUUCAGAAGUAUAGACUCAGUAAGAAUCUACACGGACAAGCAACAAGCCCAACCAAAAUUGGUACGGUUGGUGGGGGGCCGGUAGUUGAAAGAAUAUCAGAAGCAAUGAGUGCAAAUCAUAUGAACAAUUUAAGCAUUAUAAAUGGGCCUCAAACAAACAACAGAGGUUUUCAUAUAAAUGAAACACUACAAAUGCAAAUCGAAGUACAAAGAAGGCUCCAUGAACAGCUCGAGGUUCAACGACACUUGCAGCUUCGAAUAGAGGCUCAAGGAAAAUACUUGCAGGCAGUGCUGGAGAAAGCUCAGGAGACACUCGGAAGACAAAACGUGGGAACCGUAGUGGGACUCGAAGCAGCCAAAGUUCAACUCUCCGAACUUGUUUCCAAGGUAUCCACUCAGUGUCUCAACUCGGCCUUCCAAGCUCCGCCGCUUGAACUGACUCCUUGCCCUAACCCUAGCCCUGGCCGCAGCCACGGCCAGGGCGGGGGUGGGGGCAGGGCCGGGCAACCUAACGAUUGCUCGGUCGAUAGUUGCCUGACAUUCGAUCACGGAUCCCAAAAGGACCAAGAAAUCAUAGCUCAUCGCAACAACACAAAUGGGAUGGUUUUGAGAGCUUACCAUAACAAUAACAAUAGUGCUAUUACUAACACUAAUACUACUACUACUUCAUUUUUUGAUUCCAAAGAAGGUAAUACUACUAGUUCUACUCCAGAAGAGAAACUCGAUCACAACAACAUGUUUCUCAGGCAAGAAAGAAGAGUGUUUUCCAUCGAAAGAAGUGGGUUGUCGAUGAGCAUUGGAGGGAAUAAUCAUGAUAUCAGAUGGGACAGUACAGAAGAUCACAACAGCUUUAGUACUGGUUCAAGAGCACUAGCACUGGAUUCGGUCAAGGUGGAUAAUGAUGAAGAAGAUGAAGAUGAUGAUGAUGAGAAUGAGAAGGUGUCUCAAACAUGUAGUACAAGAUCUUCUGUGCCUAAUUUCUUUGCAGCGAAACUUGAUCUGAAUGCUCAUCAUAAUGAUCAAAACGACUCCUCUUCGAACUGCAAACAGUUUGACUUGAAUGGAUUCAGCUGGAGCUGAGGAAAGAGAGAAAGAGAGAUAUCAGAGUUAUUAACUUCAUCACCACAUGCAUGGUUUUAUGUACGUAGAUUUUGAUUAGUUUCAUUGAAAUUAUGACCAUGUGAUGUGAACGAUCGAGUUUUUUUCGACAUUGGAUUCAGCAUAGUACGUAGCUCGAUCGAUGUGCAUGUGGCCAAGAAAUGAGAAUCGACAUUGAAGAAGUGCUUAUUGUACAAUAUCUCAUUCAAUAACAUUGAGAUUAUCUUUUACAAUAA